Molecule: messenger RNA, 651 nt
Organism: Helianthus annuus (common sunflower)
Lineage: Eukaryota; Viridiplantae; Streptophyta; Magnoliopsida; Asterales; Asteraceae
Product: 36.4 kDa proline-rich protein-like
Exons: 1
Coding region: 1-651 (216 amino acids)
Source: RefSeq, a predicted model, not a curated record
AUGUCUGCUGCUCCAUCAUCUCCUGUUCGAGCCCCCACACCCCCACAUGCUCCUAAUCCAGAUCCUGUCCCUUUUGGUUUACCUCUUGUUGCACCACUUAUCCAUGAGCCUGUUUCAGCACCACUUGAUCCUCCACCUGUUGAUCCACCUGUUCCACAGCCUCCACCUGUCGAUAUUGUCCCCCCUCAUGUCGUUACAGAUGAGCAUCGCACCGAUCUCCCUAUUGUCUUUCUGCAGGAGAUCCCAGCUCCCUGUCUUGGGGAAGGCACAUCUGGUCAGCCGUCGAGCUUUGUCCCUCUUGCUUCAGCUGACUUCCCACCUAUCCUGCAGUUCCCUCCUAUUGUAUCAUUACUGCUCGAUGAGCCAUUUCGAUGGUUCCCACCUUAUAUGAUGCCUAUUUCUGAUCCAUAUCACCCCUCUCACUACGGUGGUUACACACGUGAUGAGUUACUUCUGUCCCUGCAGCUUCAGUUUGAGAUUCUGAGCCGUAGAGUCCUCGAGUUAGAGUUUGAUGAGGGUUCCAGACGAUCACCAUUUCCCUUUCAUCCUACUUCUGUUCCUCCACCCUCAUCAUCAGCUUCUUUUGUUCCCCCACCUGCUGCUCCUACAUCUAUUCCGGGCUUUGAUGCCCGCUUCCUCACAGUUGAGUAG